Ostrinia furnacalis (Asian corn borer) is the source of this 2300-nucleotide messenger RNA. Its product is annotated as zinc finger protein 2 homolog. The coding region runs from base 104 to 2116 and encodes 670 amino acids. NCBI's taxonomy places the organism in Eukaryota, Metazoa, Arthropoda, Insecta, Lepidoptera, Crambidae. Gene Ontology annotation, cellular component: nucleus. Gene Ontology annotation, molecular function: zinc ion binding. The record is from RefSeq and is a predicted model, not a curated record. The transcript has 5 exons.
UUUUGUUGUUGUUGAUCGAGUUGUAAAAUUAUGUGCAUGGUAUUAAUUAAUUUGUGUGUUUCGUCGUAUUUUGUGACUCUAUUACAGUUUAUAAUAAAGAAAAAUGUUUGCCGUUCCAAAUUUUCAGAAUAUGGACAAUUGUUGCCGAACUUGUUUGAAUUCUUCAUCAAACAUGUACGAUAUUUUUGAAUACCAAGUAGACUCGUAUUUGUAUGAGAUUUUGGAUGUAUGCACAAAUAUAAAGGUGGACCGGCAUGACGCUCUCCCAAAAAAGCUAUGUAGCACCUGCUACGACUGCUUGAUCAAGUUCUACGACUUUCGGAAACAGGCCAAAAAAAUUGACAAAGAUCUUCAACUCCACAUUCAAGAUGCCUCCAAAUUGCCAGAAGAAUUCAUGACAAUAGAAAUCAAACCUGAAACUGAUGAUGAUUCCAGAAACGACUUUGACCACGAUUAUAAUGUGUCAACCGAUCCAAAAAAAGAAUUCCCAUUUAUAUCCCCGGAGGAUGGUUCUAUCAAAUUCCCAUACAACAAAUCUUAUUAUUCACCAUCUCAACAACGUGAUGACGUCAGAUAUUGUUGUGAAUUCUGCAAAAAAACAUUCCGACAACUAGAUAAAUACCGCCUGCAUCUAAAUAAACACAAAUCAAAAACAUAUGUUUGUAAUUUAUGCCUAAAGACCUUUUCACACAAGUACAAAUAUUACAAACACUUAAACGAUACACAUAAGCCUAAACCAAUAAAAACGUUUUUAGAAAUAGACCAAAAUGAUGAAAACCAAAGAGUUGAUUGUGAUACUAUUGCUGAAGGUAUUAAGGCUGUAAAUUCCUUGACUCGUCACCCACUGGGUCAAUCAGAAAACGAUAGUACGGCGUCUGGCAGAGUGCUAUCUUGUUCCCACUGUUCUCAAGUCUUUAACAGAGUCAGCGACCUUGUAAGGCAUGAGUCGGUCAAACAUUUCAACCAAAAUGAGCUGGAGAAGGCUGAGAUAUUUUCACAGAUCGACCAAUCAGAUGAAAACAAAAACUUUGAAUGUGAUAUUUGCCUUGCAAAAUUCAAAUCUGUGAACUCACUCUCAGCUCACAAACGGGUGCACAUUGAUAAAAGUAGGAUCUUGUCCUGUUCAUCAUGUGGGAAAGUUUUCAAGAAAACGAACCAUUUGAAACGUCAUGAGAUGACUCAUGCGAAUCGUCCUUUCAAAUGUAACAUGUGUCCAAAAUCUUUCCUUUCUGAAUCGAUAUUGAAGGAACAUUUGAAUGUGCACUGUAAUUUGAAACCAUACAAUUGCUCUUUAUGCCUGAAGUCAUUCGCUUUCAUAUCGACUCUGAAGAAGCACUUGAAGACUCAUACAAGAGAAAGGGGGUACAUGUGUGCGAUGUGUGGAAAGACAUUCGAUUCCAGCUCAAACCUAAAUCAACAUAUGAAGAGACAUAUUGGAUUGAAGUUGUUCUCUUGCAGUUUAUGCCCACAAACGUUUGUGAGCAAAGGAGAACUGAAAUCCCACAAUAUCACUCACACUGGCGAGCGCCCGUAUUCCUGCGACCAGUGCGGCGCGACCUUUGCCAAGCGCAACUCGCUCAGCAAGCAUAUGCUGGUCCACCUGGGCAUCAGACCUCACCGGUGUGAAACCUGCUCCAUGAGAUUCUCAAGCAAAGACCACUUGAAGCGUCAUAUCCGCAUCCACACUGGUGAGAAGCCGUACCGUUGCGAUAUGUGUGACCGCGCCUUUACGCAGAGCAACGACUUGGUCAAACAUCGCCGGGCCCAUUUGGGUGAUAAACUUUACAGGUGCAGCGAAUGCUCAGAAAGCUUUCGCUUGAAGACUGAACUUCGUCAACACAUAUCGGAACACUUCAUAUCGUCAAGGCUUCAAGCUCUGACCGUUAACAAAAUUCCCACCCCCACAGACAACAUAGAGAACGGUGAGCAAACUAACAACAAUGAUGUGCAGAUAGAAGACAGAGAAGCUAUGGAGAAUGUAAGCAAUGCCAUGGAGAAUGUAGGCAAUGCCAUGGAGAAUGUAAGCAAUGUCGUGGAGAAUCCGAACAAUGUUGUGAAUAUGAUGGAAGAUGUGCAAAAUCCGAAUAUUCCCAACAAUGGAACUAUUGAACAGUAAGUGUGAUAAUGAUACGUUACAUAUUGGAAAUUGCACACUAUACUCGGCGCAGACAUGUGGCAGACGGUGCAAUAAAGACAGCGCAUAAGACGUUUUCUCUCGCACUUACACUGGUUAUGGGCACGGUAAUACUAUCUAUACAGUAUUCCAACUCGGCCAUAUUUCUUAAAUAAAUGUCAACAGC